Molecule: messenger RNA, 806 nt
Organism: Hordeum vulgare subsp. vulgare (domesticated barley)
Lineage: Eukaryota; Viridiplantae; Streptophyta; Magnoliopsida; Poales; Poaceae
Product: zinc finger protein ZAT4-like
Exons: 1
Coding region: 60-578 (172 amino acids)
Source: RefSeq, a predicted model, not a curated record
ACACAGCAGAGCAUCGAUUGGAAUUCGAGAUCAUCAAGACAAGCAGCGAAUCCAUCGCCAUGGGAGCGGGGAUGAAGCGCGCGAGGGAGGAGGAGCCAUUUGUGUCGCUGGCGCUGUCGCUCAGCACAGACUCCUCGACGUCCACCACGACGUCGGACAACUCCUCGACUGGUUCGCCGGCGACGGCGCCCAGGAAGAGGACGCGGCGGGGGAGAGCUGUGGCCACGUCAGGGGAGGGAGAGUUCGUCUGCAAGACUUGCGGCCGGGCCUUCGAGACGUUCCAGGCGCUCGGCGGGCACCGGACCAGCCACCUCCGCGGCAACCAUGGGCUGGAGCUCGGCGUCGGCGUCGCCAGGGCCAUCAAGAACAACAAGAGGAGGAUGCCGCAGGAGGACGAGCAGCAUCACGAUUGUCACAUCUGUGGGCUGGGCUUCGAGACGGGCCAGGCGCUCGGCGGCCACAUGCGCCGGCACCGCGAGGAGAUGGCGCUCACCGCCUCCAUCGACCGGUGGGUCGCGCUGUCGGAUCAGGUGGCGGCCGCCGACCGGCUGCCCGUCUUGCUGGAGCUGUUCGUCUAGCCUACUAGCUGGGUCUGUCAGUUUCUUAGCCAAGGACUUUACAUAUUAUCUCUUUAGAAUGAGAAAGGUUAAUUGAUCGACCUUGUAAUUACGAACUUACAGUUAUACUAGUACCAUAGCAUAGACUACUUCUUAGCUCUGGUUAGUUUUGUUAACUGAUAAACCACUUGGGAUUUAUACAUGCACUUGUACUUCCUCCGUUCUUAAAUAUAUACGUCUUUUUAGAGA